Messenger RNA from Microtus oregoni (creeping vole), 2791 nucleotides. RefSeq names its product growth arrest specific 2 like 2 (gene Gas2l2). Gene Ontology annotation, cellular component: stress fiber; actin filament; microtubule plus-end. The record is from RefSeq and is a predicted model, not a curated record. NCBI's taxonomy places the organism in Eukaryota, Metazoa, Chordata, Mammalia, Rodentia, Cricetidae. Gene Ontology annotation, biological process: microtubule bundle formation; actin crosslink formation; protein localization to microtubule plus-end. Gene Ontology annotation, molecular function: microtubule binding; cytoskeletal adaptor activity; actin filament binding. The coding region runs from base 1 to 2565 and encodes 854 amino acids. The transcript has 6 exons.
AUGUCUCAGCACAGGGGACACAAGAGGAGGCCCAGGACCCCAGGGCCUCCUGUGCGCAGCAUCCGGCCCUUCAAAUCCAGCGAACAGUACCUGGAGGCCAUGAAGGAAGACCUGGCCGAGUGGCUUCGGGAUCUGUACGGGCUGGACAUUGAUGCAGCCAACUUCCUGCAGGUGCUGGAGACUGGCCUGGUGCUGUGCCGGCAUGCCAACACUGUCACAGAGGCUGCUCUGGCCUUCUUGGCUGAGGCGCCUGACCGAGCUCAAAAGAUUCCCAUGCCUCAUGCUGGGGUUUUCUGCAACGGGGCUGCUCAGCCAGGUACCUUCCAGGCCAGGGACAACAUCUCCAACUUCAUCCACUGGUGUCGCAAGGAGAUGGGCAUCCAAGAGGUGCUGAUGUUCGAGACAGAGGACCUGGUGCUGCGCAAGAACGUGAAGAGCGUGUUGUUGUGUCUGCUGGAGUUGGGUCGCCGCGCCUGGCGUUUCGGUGUGGCGGCACCGGCCCUGGUGCAUCUGGAAGAGGAGAUCGAUGAGGAGCUGAGGCGCGAGCUGGCCCUGCCCUCGCCGGAUCCGCCACCUCCCGCACCCCCUGCCCGCAGGCCUUGCCACUUCCACAACCUGGACCAGAUGGUGCAGAACCUCGUGAGUCAUUGCACAUGCCCAGUGCAGUUCUCCAUGGUCAAGAUAUCUGAGGGCAAGUACCGAGUAGGGGACUCGGACACGCUCAUCUUCAUCAGGAUCCUCCGGAGCCACGUGAUGGUGCGUGUUGGGGGCGGCUGGGACACGCUGGGCCAUUAUCUGGACAAACAUGACCCCUGUCGGUGUACGUCCCUCUCCCACAAACCAGGUAGCUUCCUGAAGCCCCCAGGGCCACCAGUGCAGCACGAAGUGAAGAUGCAGGACGGGCCUUCACAGCCCCAGCCUACGAUGACCAUCAGCCGCUCACAGAGCCCGCUGCCUCCGGUGGACUGGAGGACCUACACCUCUUCCAGGCUGAGGCCCCCCACUCCCUCUCGUCCCCAACCUCAUGGUGAACAAGGAUCAGAGGCCAGGAUCAUCAGAGAGACAGCCCCAUUACUAAGGUCCCAAGAGAGGCCAAUGACCCCAUCUCAGAGGAUGCUGUCACCCGGUUCCCAAUUCUCAUCUACCUGUAGGAGCCCAGACCUACGAAGGACCCUGUCAGGAAAGAGAGAGAAUAGAUACCCUGGUGAAAUGCCCAGAGGAAGGACUCCCACGUCUUGGGAUCACAAGGAUACAGAUAGACAAGGAACCCAUACCAAGGCCCUCACCCCCCAGAGGCUCCAAAUCCCUGAGGCCACCAGUAAAGAGACAUCAGCAAGAGGACCACCUCCCCCACCUCGUUCCUCCAGCCUAGUCAACCCUCACGGCAUCUGGCUCCUGAAUCAGGGUGUUUCCCCACAGCUCAGUGAACCUGCAUCUAUGCAAUCCCCAACGCCCAGCAAAGGGUUCACCAAGAUCCCCAUCCGACUUUCCUCUGCCAGGCCCCCAACACCCAGAAGGUUUUUGGGUUCUGAAAGUGGAGGUUCCAUGGAGAGAGGACCCAGCCCAUCAAGGGCUCCCACAGGGAACCUGGAUAGAUCCACACAUGGGCACCACUCUGCUGAAGCGAGCCAUGGGGGCCACCAGAUGGACAUUCAGAUGGCUUUGGAGACUGAGGAUCCCAGGAUCCUAGACACACAGACAUGGAAGGGGGGUCACACGUCUCUGCCCCUGGGCAGGACCAGAGAGCAAGCCCUCUACCAUAGCCUUGACGAGGAGAUUGUGGCCAACAUGAAACUGCUGGAGGUGGGGCCUGCCUGUGAUUGGGGUACACGGUCUCAAGCCAUCCCUCGAAGUGGAGUCUACGUUCCCAGCCUGGGUGGGAAGUGGCCUGAAUCUGGGGGGCCUUACGACAAAGUUAUCCAAGAACUGGUUCAGGGGCCCCCACCCCUCCUUAAAGUGGAUCGGAAAGCCUGGAGAGUAGACUCUGAAGCCUCGCCUAAGCCAGCUGUGGGCUCAAGAAGUCCCGAAGAGAAGCUAGGAUCCAGAGAGAGUGGACCAAGGAUAAAGGCAAGCCUGACUGCCAAGAGUACCCCAAUGAGGACUGUGACAUCCACAAGAGGGAAGGACUGCUCCACCAGGACUGGGCCCGCCACCCCGGAGGCUCCCACACAUUCAUGCUCAGACCCCAGUUCUGACAAAGCUGGGGUUUGUCUGGGCAAGGAUAAAAGAACCCUCCGGAAGCCUCAGAAAAUCCCAUCCAUUUACAAACUAAAGCUGAGACCUAGAAUCCGGCCACGCAGAGACCAUAGGCCUGAGAAAAGACCUUCCAGAAUUCCCAAGCCACUGACCUACCUCUGCCUGGGUCCAGCCAGGACAGCUCCUGGAAGCAGGCUAUUGAAAGCUACAUUGGGUAGCAAGGGUGCGGGCACCUGCCCGGUGGAACGAGCAGGUGAAAAGAAGGAGGAGGAGAAAAAGAAAGAAGCCGGCAUCUCAUUGGCUUCAGAGAGCCAGGAGCCCCUGCAGCUCAAUGGAACCCCACUUCCUGAGGAAGAAUCCUGGGUCUGAAGAGUCUACAAAUGGGGAGGACCACAGCAAAAUUUUGUAUGCAGUACAAUGUAUGUGUGAGGAAGGAUGGUCCCUCACUCGGCACAGGGCCUUGGCCAGGAGUAGUGUGAAGACCCCAUCUCUUCAGCUGAGCAGAAGGGUAGCCCACACCUUCCACUGCAAGCCAGGAUCAGGCAGCGGCAGUGGGGAGCACCCAUAUCUUUUUGUUGACCCCAAGAACAGUUCC